UUGAGCUCAGCUGAGUCAUUUAUCCCGGAUGUCUUAAUUCUACUUUUGUGCAACAGGCCCCUGAUUACGUGUGGCUGUUGUCAUUUGGUCUGAAAACAAUACAAAGCAGGGAAUAUAAAAAAUAUAUGCAAGGAGUAAGUUGCCCUAUAUAACGAACACCAGACUCAACCAAAGGAUCCAGAGUACCACAAAAGACUGGGGGCCCCGUUUGAAUUGAUAUAAUCUCUGAUCAAACAUAAUUGGAUAGGUGAAAACAUAUACAUUUAGAAUAUAUAUGGCGGUUGGUGAAAGUAAAGAUUCCAUUACAUUGCUUUAAAACAGAGGUAGGUUUAGUGCUGGAAAUGUGGGAAAAUAAUACAUGUACGUGCAUGUUUCAAUAAACCAUUAGGUGGCGAUAUAACAUCUGAAAUGAAGUAAUAUUAGCAGAGACUAGAUAGUUCUUAUUAUACCUCAAUGGACUAGAUAGCUGCCAGCUUCUUAUUUUCCCGAGUUCCCAAUUACCUUGAAUGCACUGAAGUCAGAGAUUUCCGAGUUCCUAGUAGUUAUCUAGGUAUCUAAUGCCACGUUCAAAACAACUGGGAGCUCGGAACUCCAACAUUUCCGACUUCAGUGCGUUCAUAACAUCUGGAAAUUACGACCUCCGACUGGGAAAAAUCGAUUUGAACGGUCAUCCAUCUUUCUAGAGCUCAGACUUUCCGACCUGAAGAUCACUGACGUGAUGAUUUACCUCGUAUUUUUCCGAGUUCCCAGUUGUUUUGAACGCGGCAUAAUGGGGUCAGUGCGUCACACUUCUGAACAUGGGCAAACGUGAGCUAGCAGGUUAACAAGCCAAAGUACCUGGCUAAUGACACGCUUAUCGUUCAUUUAAUAGGAACGUCUAAGCAUUGCGGAUGUCAAGGUCACCACGAUGGAGCAGAAAAAGAUGACACCUUCAUCUAGAGUGAUAAAGGCAUUCUGAGGAAGUGUCUGGCCCAAGGGCAUGUUGAGACGUCUCACCAGGCCAGAGCAGAGGCGUCUUGGUGGGGCAGACGGGGCCUGAAGGAGGGGAGGACAGACUGGGAGGACCAGAGAGAGAGACAUGGGCCAGUGCGUCACCAAGUGUAAGAACCCAUCGUCCUCGCUCGGCAGCAAGAGUGGCGACAAGGAGCCAGGGUCCAAAUCCCACCACAAGAAAGGUGGGGGCACGGGAGGAGGAGGGCACAAGGAGGAGUCCGGCACCGUGUGCAGCAAGGCCUCCAGCGAGCUCAUGUUCAACGGCACCAAGACCGCCGUGGAGGUUACCGUGGAGACCACGGUGAUCCCUGCGUCGGCCAUGAUGGGGGACCUGAGGAAGGAGGACCGCUCGGUGGCGGAUGGGGAGGGGCCGUCCUUGCCGCGCAUCGAGGAGCUCUUCUGCUGCUACAAGGACCCGCAGGAGGAUGCCAUCUUGGAGGAGGGCAUGGAGAGGUUCUGCAACGACCUGUGCGUGGACCCCGCCGAGUUCCGCGUGCUGGUCCUCGCCUGGAAGUUCCAGGCGGCCACGAUGUGCAAGUUUACAAGGAAGGAGUUUGUGGACGGAUGCAGGGCGAUCCAGGCGGACAGUCUGGAGGGCAUCUGCUCCCGGUUCACCUGCAUGCUGCUGGAGGCACAGGGCGAGGAGAGCUUCAAGGACCUGUACCGCUUCACCUUCCAGUUCGGCCUGGACGCCGAGGAGGGCCAGCGCUCGCUGCAGCGCGACAUCGCCAUCGCUCUGUGGCGCCUGGUCUUCACGCAGGACAUGCCAGCCAUCCUUGAGCACUGGCUGGACUUCCUGGGCGAGAACCCGUCGGGCGUGCGGGGCAUCUCGCGGGACACCUGGAACAUGUUCCUCAACUUCACACAGGCCAUCGGGCCGGACCUGAGCAACUACAGCGAGGACGAGGCCUGGCCCAGCCUCUUCGACACCUUUGUGGAGUGGGAGAUGGAGCGCAGGAAAAAGGAGGAGCAGGAGGAUCAGAGGGCAGAAGAGGAGAGGGGAUGCACUGAGACCGAGGGCUCUCCCUCUAGCACAGACAGACUUGAAACAGAGGGCGAAUGGGGCUCACAGACCUGGGUGGGCCACUGACUAUGGAAAUCUGGGAAGGAAGGAAGGUCGGGGUGGGUGGGUGGGUG
This is a messenger RNA of Coregonus clupeaformis (lake whitefish), 2130 nucleotides long. RefSeq names its product defective in cullin neddylation 1 domain containing 3 (gene dcun1d3). Gene Ontology annotation, cellular component: ubiquitin ligase complex. The coding region runs from base 1079 to 2083 and encodes 334 amino acids. The record is from RefSeq and is a predicted model, not a curated record. The transcript has 4 exons. Lineage: Eukaryota; Metazoa; Chordata; Actinopteri; Salmoniformes; Salmonidae. Gene Ontology annotation, molecular function: ubiquitin-like protein binding; ubiquitin conjugating enzyme binding; cullin family protein binding. Gene Ontology annotation, biological process: protein neddylation; positive regulation of ubiquitin-protein transferase activity.